Penicillium coprophilum is the source of this 1437-nucleotide messenger RNA. Its product is annotated as Selenium-binding protein. NCBI's taxonomy places the organism in Eukaryota, Fungi, Ascomycota, Eurotiomycetes, Eurotiales, Aspergillaceae. The transcript is spliced from 6 exons. The record is from RefSeq and is a predicted model, not a curated record. Bases 1 to 1437 code for a protein of 478 amino acids. Gene Ontology annotation, molecular function: protein binding.
AUGCUCAUCAACCCAACGCAAUCUUGCUCAAUCUUGCUCGCCAACAAGAUGAGGUACUCUAUUGCUUCUAUUGCUUCUUUUAUUGCCCUCGGGCAGUGCCUUUCUUUGCCCCCUCUCAUUCCUCUCAUUCCUGGAGUGACAGAACCUUUGACGACCAACGCUCCUCCUUUGCCUAUUCUACAAGUUCCUACUCCCCCACUGGAGAGUCCCCCCUUCACACCGAGUGAUAUCAAGCCGAAGAAGAUUGGCUAUUUCUGGACUGGCUCGGCAGACAAGUUCCAUAAAGACUUCCUUGCUACUUACAGUUUGGAUGAUGAAACCUUUGGGACCCUUUUAUGGGUCACCGAUGUACCCAGCAGCGGUAAUGAUCCUCACCACCUGGGACCGUCUCUGGAUGGAAAGACUAUCUGGGGUGGUGGGUUGCUAUCUCUUUUGAAGACUCAAGAUACUGGCUUCUACUUUGAUACGUCCAACCCUUACCGCCCCAAGUUCCUGAAGAGUAACCGCGGUAUCCUUGCCUCCAUUGCGGAUGAGGUCCGGGCAAAGCCAGAUGGCGGAUUCUUUAUCACAUACAUGGGCUCGGCUGUUGGUACUGCACCCGGUCGUCUCAUUGAGACUGAUGCCAAUUUUGACAUCAUUCAUGAAUGGCCUGAAGAUGUGGAAGGCACGCUUAACAUCCUUGAAAAGCAGUUCUCCCCUCACGGACUCGCUAUCGAUUGGGAUAAAAAGCUCAUUCUGACUUCGGACUUUGUCGAGCCAAUUACGAUCUUGAAGCCCAGCCUUGGAGUGCGCCAUGCUGACACACUCCGUCUCUGGGAUUUGGAAUCUAGAAAGAUUCUCAGCACUCUUACUAUCCCUAAUGGUGGUGGUAUCCAAGAUGUCAAAUUCAUUCCUGGACACCCGGAAUCCGCUGCUAUCGCCACGGCCGUGCAUCUGGGCCAGCUCUGGGUAAUUUACCCCCUGCGAAAGGACGCCAACGGCAACCAGGGUGUGAUUGAGGAACUUUACGAUCUUGGCCCCAAGGCCCGUGACACCAUUGCUAUCUACUCUGAUAUCAGCCAGGAUGGCAAAUACUUCUACGCCACCCUUACCACUGCCAACCACAUUGCUGCGUUAGACAUCAGCGACCUAAAUAACAUCAAACGUUUGGAUGACCCCGAUGAGGACCAACCUACCGUCGGGCCUCACUACAUCAAGGUCACACCUGACCAGAAGCAUGUGGUCGUCACUGACUACUUCGUCCAGACUGGCGACAUUGGUAUCAUCAAUACCCCGGCUGACUUCAAGGCGCUCUAUAUCGACCUCAACGAGGAUGGUAGUCUUUCCUUUAAUCGUACUAUUGAUUUUAGCAAGGAGUUUGCCAAUCGCGGUGGUGCUAAGCCUCACUCUAGUGUGAUUUUCGAUCUUACUGAUCCCGAGAAUCCUCUCUAUUACUGA